This is a messenger RNA of Trichobilharzia szidati, 1280 nucleotides long. Lineage: Eukaryota; Metazoa; Platyhelminthes; Trematoda; Strigeidida; Schistosomatidae. The record is from the annotation of a GenBank genome assembly.
AAAACGUGAUCAGAGUUUGGGGAACAAUUUUCAAGCAUUUUCUCAUGUCAUAACAGCCCCAGCGGGUACUUGGACAAUUUUAUUUCAUGGAAAGAUUCAACAGUCGAUCUCACCGAUUCUAUUCUCCAGACAUCAAUGAAACUGACGAGGAGAACGCCUAUCUACCGUUUUCUGCUGGUAAUCUGCAUAAUCGUGACAACAUGUUACUAGGUCAUCAUCAUCAUCAUAUGUCAUUCUUUUCAACGGCUUCCUCGAAUUCAUCCUUAUCCUCAGGAUUAUCAGACACGAACUCCACGCAUCAUUUAGGCCAGACAGCAGCUAUUGGCAGCACUACAACAAAUCGAUUUGGUCUUACUGAUGGUCUAUUAUUAAUGAAUGCAGAGCAUGCAGAGAAUAUUGGCCAAUCUUUGCAUGAUAUCUGUACAAAUUCAAGUGCCACGUCUAGAUCUGCUGUCUACAAUAGUAGAUUAACUGCUGCCUUUAAUAAUAAUAAUAAUAAUGUUCACAACGAUGAUGAUGUUGAUGAUGAUUACACCGGUGUCGACGAGAACCUGCUGACGCUUUCAAGUCGUGACAAUUAUCGAAGUGUGUACAACAAUGGGAAUUUUAUACAGAAUACUAGAAGUUGUACUACUGCUACUAUUAAUACUAUGAGUAGUAUGGACAACAACAACAACAACUGUAAUCACAUGCAUGAAUAUGAUAUGCUAUCACCGUACUGUUCAAUUGUUUCAUUUCAAAAUAAUAAUCUAGAUGGACAGAACUUCUGUAUUGAUUGUCGUUAUAAUCAUGUAAGUCUAGGCGUACAAACGUGUUCCUGUCCGUGUCAUAAUGAGUCGAAAGAGGUCACAGUUACACCGAUUCUUAAUUACACUUAUACACCAACAAUAACACCAACCACUACUACUAAUACUACUACCAUUAAUAGUAAUAACAAUCGUAGUAUUCAUUCAUUAAAUCGACCAUUAUCCUCUGACAACUAUCCAACACCGACAAAACAUUCAUCGGCAUCAUCAUUAUCAACAAUAACACAUCCUGGCCUACCAUCGCUUACAAACGCAUUCACGGAACAAUACAGUCAUCAUAAUUCUGUUAACAAUACUAAUGCAUUUGGUUAUUUUCCUAUUUCACCAUCGAUUUUAACCAGCAACAGGUCAUCGAAUGAUGAUAAUGAUUCAGCAUUAGCACGUGAUUCACCGUCUCCAUCAACGCUCGAUUUGACCGGUGAUAUCAGAACUGUAAAUUUUAUCUCCCACGAUCAACCUCCAUUGAGAACAUGA